AGCUCUAGUAGGACGAGUCUAGCUGUAAUAGGCACACGAAUAAAACAGCUAGGCGAGCGAGAGUGGCUCAGCUAUCUAGAACAAUAUAGGAGGAAGGCUAUUGCCCUCAACUCUACUACUUAUGCUGCAAGGUAUAAGUGGAAGACUAGGAAGCAGAUUGCCACUCCUCCUCUUACUAGUAGAGAAGUCUCUAGCGCCUUCUUUCAACUUAAGCUAGGCCACUGUUACCUAAGAGACUUUCUCUUUACGCGAGACAAAGUAGACUCUAAAGUUUGCCCCUGCAACUAUAGAGCUACUCAAGAUCCUACCCAUAUCCUCCUUAGCUGU
Bipolaris sorokiniana ND90Pr is the source of this 327-nucleotide messenger RNA. RefSeq lists its product as uncharacterized. The record is from RefSeq and is a predicted model, not a curated record. The transcript has a single exon. Lineage: Eukaryota; Fungi; Ascomycota; Dothideomycetes; Pleosporales; Pleosporaceae. The annotation marks the transcript as partial.